Gadus chalcogrammus (walleye pollock) is the source of this 1225-nucleotide messenger RNA. Its product is annotated as coiled-coil domain-containing protein 18. The record is from RefSeq and is a predicted model, not a curated record. The coding region runs from base 178 to 579 and encodes 133 amino acids. Lineage: Eukaryota; Metazoa; Chordata; Actinopteri; Gadiformes; Gadidae. The transcript is spliced from 2 exons.
CAAAGGCUCUUUUAAUACCUUUACUCUAUACUCUACUUCUCUACUCUUGAAGAUCCACCAACGGGUGUUGCUUUUUGCCCUGUGGACCGCUUGGCUCUUGUCUGCCAGGGCGGGUGCGCUCGCAUCGGGGGUCGUAAGUUGUGGGUUGGUUGUCUGGCAGAGCAUCCAGCCGGGGAGAUGAGCAGCAAGGGCCGUCUGGGGGACCUGACGGAUCGGGAGCAGGACCAGCUGAAGAUGCGGCGGGACAGCGACACCAAGGCGGCCGAGCUGGUGAAGAUGGAGAAGAUGCUGCAGCAGACCAAGGGCAUGUUUGAGAAGAAGGCGGAAAGCAGCUCGGAGACCAAGAACUACGAGGAGAACAUGGAGGACCUGGAAGAGCGCGUGCGGUCCAGCCGGCGCUUCCGGCGUAACUCACUGCACCACACGCAGAUGCUGGAGAGCGAGAUGAAGACGGUGAAGGUGGAGCUGGUGGGCACGCUGGACCACCUGCAGGAGCUGCGCAACGUGCUGCGCCGCUCCCAGCAGAAGGCCGAGGAGCGCAAGGUGGCCAUGGAGAAGCUGGCCGCGGGGCUCAGGUGAACCGCACGUUCCCCCCGCCGGCUUCCUCCUCCUCCUCCGAUGUCCGUGAUUUAUGUUUACUCUUCGAGUACGCGCUUCAUUCCGGCAUGACGUUGUCGUCACGUCGGAAACGAUAUAUCGCUUCUCCUUCCCUGGUCCCUCUGGGUUUCCCCAUCACCCUUCACCAUGGGCACGUCGCCACACCCGGAGCAGCAAGACAGCGUAAAAACAAAGAGACGCACUGUAUGUUGUUCCCCAGCGUGCUAUAAAUACCCCCUCCGUGAUGCGGCUCCAGGCUGGCUUGUUGCGUUUGUUUUGAUGCAUUUUUUUUUUUAUUGGGCUUUGACUCUUAAGUCUUGUGUGGUGGACUGUUUAAAGUGCUUGUGUAACUAGAUUCAUUGGAAUAGGUUUUGUUAGCGCUAUUUUUUAAAUUGUAUUAUGUAAGGUUCAGUGUCCAGUGGUUGUCUCUUUGGAUAUCGUUCCCCCAACGGUGUAUUACAAGCACAGGUAAAAGUCGGUUUGUUGCAAAUUGUGUUGUCGAUGGUUGAUGAUUGAUUCGUAGACUUUCAGUUGGGAUCGAUCUCCGGAGCAGCUGUUAGCAAACUGAAUGAUGGUAUGCUAGUAAAUUAACUUCAAUAAUAAACAUACAUAAAUGAGUAACAAACAA